Molecule: messenger RNA, 2182 nt
Organism: Cryptomeria japonica (Japanese cedar)
Lineage: Eukaryota; Viridiplantae; Streptophyta; Pinopsida; Cupressales; Cupressaceae
Product: inner membrane protein PPF-1, chloroplastic
Exons: 11
Coding region: 251-1771 (506 amino acids)
Biological process (GO): protein localization to chloroplast; protein insertion into membrane; thylakoid membrane organization
Cellular component (GO): chloroplast thylakoid membrane
Molecular function (GO): membrane insertase activity
Source: RefSeq, a predicted model, not a curated record
UACAGCAAUUGACAACCAACCAUAGUUCGAUAGCACGCACGCAGUCUCGUAUGCAGUGAGGAUCAAAAAAGAUAAAACCCCUGAAAGUAGCUAAAAACAGAAUAGCAACACAUUCUUCAACGUAAGCUUCCAAUUUGUCGACCCUGAAACCAUUUCAAGGACAAAUUCAUUCGAUUGCCUACAGAUAUGAAGACACAAGUGAAGACUCUGUAAGACUGUAUUUGAAGAGGGGUAAGAGUAGUAAUUGAGGAUGAAUGCAGGCGUGUGUUCAUACCCUCACACACAUGGCCCUUCCAUAUGCAGAAGAUGCAUUCUUCAAUCUCACACUUCGAACUUGAGGAAAGCGCAGGUUGUGAGAGUGAGUUCGAGUCUCCACCAAGUGCCUCAGUUUGUGGCCCCUGCAGCAGUGCAGGGCUUCAUCAACAGGGCAGAGGCCUUGCUUUACACGCUCGCCGAUGCAGCUGUAGCCACCCAAGCCGCUACCUCCACCGACACCUCCACUGCUACCGCCACCGAAAGCGUUCAAAAGCAGAGCGGGGACUGGUUUUCAGGGAUUACGAAUGUACUCGAAGGUUUCUUAAAGGUUCUCAAGGAUGGACUUGAAGCUAUUCAUAUUCCUUAUGCAUAUGGAUUUGCAAUUAUUCUGCUUACUGUUCUUGUUAAAGCAGCUACGUUUCCUUUAACUAAACAGCAGGUUGAAUCAACAAUGGCGAUUCAGAAUCUACAGCCCAAAAUAAAAGCCAUUCAACAGAAGUAUGCUGGGAAUCAGGAAAUGGUUCAACUCGAGACUGCCAAACUAUACAAGCAAGCCGGUGUAAAUCCAUUAGCAGGAUGCUUACCAACACUAGCAACCAUCCCUGUUUGGAUUGGUCUGUAUCGGGCUCUGUCAAAUGUAGCAAAUGAGGGUCUGUUGACAGAAGGUUUCUUUUGGAUCCCCUCUCUGGCUGGUCCUACCACUAUUGCGGCUCGACAAAAUGGGAGUGGGAUCUCAUGGCUCUUCCCAUUUGUGGAUGGGCAUCCACCUCUAGGAUGGUCAGACACUUUGGCUUAUCUUGUUCUGCCGGUGCUGUUAAUUGUCUCUCAAUACAUAUCAACGCAGAUCAUGCAGCCUCCUCAGGCUAAUGAUCCGAACCAGAAAAGUACUCAGGCUAUAUUAAAGUUUCUUCCACUUAUGAUUGGUUAUUUUUCUCUUUCCGUGCCAUCAGGACUAAGUCUUUAUUGGCUUACAAAUAACAUUUUAAGCACGGGACAGCAAGUGUGGCUCCGAAAGUUAGGUGGUGCAAAACCUGUUGUAGAUAAAGAUUUUGAUGUAAUAAAAAGCAUGGAAGAGUUGACAACCCCCAAAUCCCAGCUUGUAGCUAAUGCAAAUAAGCCACCAAAAGCUGAGCUUGUUGCUGAUCCGAAUAAACCUCGUCGUGGUGACAGAUUUAAGAAUCUAAAGGAAGAGGAGUUAAGGAGAAAAAGAGAGAGAGAAGAGGCAGCAAGAAAGCAGGCAAACACAACUUCUAAAGCUUUGGAUACUGUAAAAAAUGACAAUGUGCAUAACACACAAGCAGGAGAGAAACCUCAGAUUAUAGAUUCAUUACCAGGGAGUGAUGAUGUAUGCAUUGAAGAUGAAGCCAAGAGUAGAGAACAAGUAUCAAACUCCUCUGCUGAAAAGGAAGGUUUAGGAGACGGCCUGUUCAUUGACAAUGGCAAUGGAAAAGGAGCAACAUCAGUAAAUUCAACCCAAAAUAAAAACAAACAGUCAAAGCAAAAGGGUGCAGCCUAAUACUAUUUAACUUGACCAUCAUGUUCUUCCUAUAAACUGUUGGAGCUAAGGAAUUUGACCACACGUUUUAGAGAAAUUGAUAUCAAUUAAAAGGCUGCAUUGUAGCUUGACUAUUUGAUAUCAUCUCAACUAGAAUGUGGUAAUCUGUCAGGAUAGCUCUGUUAAACUCCCUCUGAAUAUCCCUCAUGUAAGAUUUUUUCUUUUUCCCAAAAAGUGGGGAUAUGUAAUUUAUUGGAUGACACAUCAUAAAUUAUCUAACAUCAGUUGCAGAUUCUCUAAAUUCUUUUUAAAAAAGUCCAAAUUUACAUCGUGAGGUUAACCCUAUUAUUUUAGUUUGGGAGUUUGUUUUGAUGCAUAGAAGAGCUUUUCUUGUAAUCUGAACAUUUCCAGCAUUUGAGUUUUCUUUGAAUA